GCACCCCCCCUCAAUCACUUCUUCCGCUGUAUCCUUUUGUGAAUUUUUCAUUCCUUAUAUACAUGUUUUCUGAAAAAAUGGCCGCCCAAAGCACAUCAAUUUCUGAGAAUAAUCCAUAUUCAGAAUAUCAUCAAAAAUUUCAAUCUGCCGUACCUCAAAGUGAAGAAGAAUGGCUUUCAAGAGCAUCAGAAAUUUCCCAAAUCUUCUCAAAAGACGCUGCAAAGAGAGACAUCGACAACAAAACCCCUCACGAUGAAGUAUCAUUAUUGAAAUCAUCGGGAUUGCUAAAAAUAUUAGGCCCAAAGAAAUAUGGUGGAGGUGGUCAAUCAUGGGAUAUCGGAUACAAAGUGAUCAGAGAAGUAGCUAAAGGUGAUGGAUCUUUGGGUAUGCUACUUGGAUAUCACUUGCUUUGGUCGACAACAGCAAAUGUUGUGGGAACAGAUGAGCAGAUAGAUCGAUUACAAAAGGAGAUAAUUGAAAAUAAUUAUUUCAUGGGAGGUGCUGUUAAUCCAAGGGAUUCAGAUUUGAGCAUCAAAUCAGACGGUGAUAAUAUUGUGUUCAACGGACAAAAGCACUUCAACACUGGUGGAGUUGUAUCUGACAUGACAAUUCUUGAAGGUGUACUGGAGGGAACUGGGAAGCAUAUCUUUGCUGCGGUGCCAACUAGACAACCUGGAAUUCAAUUUGCCCACAAUUGGAACAACAUUGGUUUAAGACUCACCGAGUCCGGUAGUGUCAAGAUCGAAAAUGUCAGGGUUUCCUGGGAAGAUGCAUUAGGUUGGAAUGCCCAAACCAAGGAACCACUACCUCAAAUCCUUACUGUCCCUUUCGCAACCCUACUACUUCCUACGAUUCAAUUGGUUUUCGCAAACUUUUAUAUCGGAAUCUCUCUUGGAGCCAUCGAAUCAGCAGCCAAAUAUACGACGACUUAUACGCGUGCGUGGCCUUUCGGCGGGGAUAACAAGGAUAGUGCAACAGAGGAGUGGUAUAUUCUUGAGCGAUAUGGCACAUUCCAUGCACAUCUAUCGGCAGUUGUAGCUUUAGCGGAUUCUACGGGUAAGAAGUUGACAGACAUAUAUGCGAAACAUCAAGGUGAGCGUUCAGUGUCUGCACGAGAACGUGGCGAAUUGGCAGAAGCGGUUGCAGCUGUCAAGGUUGUUGCCACUGAUGUUGGCUUAAAUGUGACAAGUGGAGUAUUUGAAAUGACUGGAGCAAGAGCGACAAGUAAGAAUGUUGGAUUGGAUCGUUUUUGGCGUGAUAUUAGGACGCAUAGUCUUCAUGACCCUGUUGCUUAUAAGAAGAGGGAACUUGGAAGGUGGGCAUUAUUGGGAGAGAUUCCCGAACCAACUUGGUACACUUGAUCAAUCAGUUCUCUUAAUGAAGAAUGCGAACUGUUGAAAUUGGAAUUACCCAGCAGUUGGGCAAAUUUCGAUGAAGGAUUACCCUGACACUUGAUGAGGAUUUAGGGUAUCGCACAUUCUUAAACACGGAUGACUUCAUUCUACCAUGAUAAUGUUCCAAUUUGAAGGACAAAUCACUCUUGCAAUUUCGCAUCUGAAGAAACUUAACACAAGGGCUUGAAAAUUGAGGUCAAUCUGGGAAUCUGUGAGCCA
This is a messenger RNA of Botrytis cinerea B05.10, 1613 nucleotides long. RefSeq lists its product as hypothetical. Gene Ontology annotation, molecular function: flavin adenine dinucleotide binding; 3-methylbutanoyl-CoA dehydrogenase activity. The record is from RefSeq and is a predicted model, not a curated record. NCBI's taxonomy places the organism in Eukaryota, Fungi, Ascomycota, Leotiomycetes, Helotiales, Sclerotiniaceae. Gene Ontology annotation, biological process: L-leucine catabolic process. The transcript has 3 exons. The coding region runs from base 63 to 1361 and encodes 432 amino acids.